Monopterus albus (swamp eel) is the source of this 772-nucleotide messenger RNA. RefSeq names its product stimulated by retinoic acid gene 6 protein homolog. The transcript is spliced from 4 exons. NCBI's taxonomy places the organism in Eukaryota, Metazoa, Chordata, Actinopteri, Synbranchiformes, Synbranchidae. The annotation marks the transcript as partial. Gene Ontology annotation, molecular function: signaling receptor activity; retinol transmembrane transporter activity. The record is from RefSeq and is a predicted model, not a curated record.
UUCUUCAACAACAGACAAACCAACCCUGGCGGAGAGAAUACUGGAGGUGCCUCGGAGUUAUAUUUAUAUACCUGAAAAAGUGUUUUGUUUUCCACUAAAGCUGGCAGUAUCAGCAUUUGUUGCCUUUGUGGCAAUCUAUCACAGUGCAUUGUUGUUAGUUGUCCUGGUGGUCCCCACUCUCCAUAUUGUUUGUGCUGGUAUUGAUGAAAACAUCGCCUUCCUGUUGUUGAGGUUUGGGAUUGUCCUGUCAGAUGACAGAAUGGAGUGUGCUACCUCUGUGCAGUGACCUCUUCUUGUCUGGUCAGUCUCAUCAUGCUCAUGAGGUCCAUGGUACUUCAUAGGUAAGUGCAGUAAAAACUUGUAGAGAGGAGUCACUGGCUACAGAAGAAUAUAUUUUCUUAGAACAACAUUAAUUGAUUUUUGAACACUUGCAGGAAUUGCAAUAAGCAGACACACUAUACAGUACACUCUGAAAAGAAAUGUUUAGACUCAACAAAAGAAAUUAACGCAACAUUUUGCAUUAGUCUUUUUGAGUUAUGACAACGUCAUUAGAAAUUACAUUGAACCAACAAACUACAUUGCGUUAGGGGAAUUAGCUUUUCCUCUUCAGUCAAAGAUUAUUUUAAUUACCCCUUAUUAACUGUUAGACUAAAGGCAAGAUUUUAAGUUUAUAACUCACAAAAAUUAUGUUGCUCCAAGUGGCUUUACCGUAUUAUUUUAAAGCAAUUUUAUAUGUUGUAUAGUUAAUUACUAUAAUAAUGUAUACAAAAUU